This is a messenger RNA of Closterium sp. Naga37s-1, 826 nucleotides long. The record is from the annotation of a GenBank genome assembly. Lineage: Eukaryota; Viridiplantae; Streptophyta; Zygnematophyceae; Desmidiales; Closteriaceae.
GUUCUAUGGCUCCACAAGAGCCGAGACGGUGCUUGGUAGGGCCAUUGCCACCCUACCGUGCCCGCGGGAGGACGUGGUGGUUGCUACUAAAGUGGGGCGGUACGGGCAGGGCGAAUUCGACUUCAGUGCGGAGCGGAUCAGGAGGAGUGUGGAGGAGAGCUGUGCGCGGCUGCAGACACCGUAUCUGGAUAUCGUGCAGUGCCACGAUAUUGAGUUCGGGUCCUUGGAUCAGAUCGUGAAUGAGACAAUCCCUGCCCUCCAGGAGCUGAAAGCGGCCGGCAAGAUCCGAUUCAUCGGCAUCACAGGCCUCCCUCUCUCCGUCUACCAAUCCGUUCUCCCCCGCCUGCCUCCCGGCGCUCUCGAUCUCAUCCUCUCCUACUGCCACUACUCUCUCAACGACACGACUCUCCAGCCGCUGCUGCCGUGGCUGCAGCAGCAGGGCGUGGGGGUAAUCAGCGCGUCUCCCUUUUCAAUGGGCCUCCUCACUCCCCAGGGACCCCCUUCCUGGCACCCUGCGCCCCAGGAACUGAAGGAUGCGUGCAAGGCAGCAGCGCUUGCCUGUCAGCAGCGGGGAGCGUCUUUGCCCCGGCUGGCGCUCCAGUUUGCAACGCUCAACCCAGCCAUCACGACCACGCUUGUGGGCAUGUGCACGGUGCAGCAGGUGAGGGCCCAUUGUGUGAGCAGAGUGGCAACUGCGUGUGUGCAUAGAAGCAGGUGCGAGAGUGUGGCAGAGGUGCGGGAGAAUGCGGCAGCGGUGAUCGAGGCAACAGAGCGAGGCAUAGACGAGACGAUGUUGAAAGAGGUGGAAGGAGCUCAGCAUGUGUAG